Molecule: messenger RNA, 3500 nt
Organism: Ictidomys tridecemlineatus (thirteen-lined ground squirrel)
Lineage: Eukaryota; Metazoa; Chordata; Mammalia; Rodentia; Sciuridae
Biological process (GO): regulation of transcription by RNA polymerase II; embryo development
Cellular component (GO): nucleus
Molecular function (GO): RNA polymerase II transcription regulatory region sequence-specific DNA binding; DNA-binding transcription factor activity, RNA polymerase II-specific
Source: RefSeq, a predicted model, not a curated record
GAUGGGGGAUUCUGGGGGACGAGUGAAGGGAGGUUUCUGAGGGUCAUUGAUAUGGGGGUUUAUAGGUUGAGUGAUGGGGAACUGAGAAGUCAGUGUAUGAGGGUCUGGGGGCUCAUUGGUGGACAAAGUUAUGGGGCUAGUUAGGAUAGAGUGGAGCCUAUUAAACUUUGACAUUUACACAUUUUCCAGCAUAGUGACCUAUACUUAGGGUUCUUGCGUAUCCCUCAGGCCCCUCGUUAGGUGCGCCCUGCCUCUCCCUCUGUCCCUCUCCCCUCGCCCAAACCCUGAGUAGGGGUCUGGUGUGAAAGCGCCAGGAGAAGUGACCUGCACCUGAAGGCCUCUUUUCGGGUCCUGGGCAAGACUAUCCCAGUGAGCUCAGUUUUCACACAUCUCUGCCUUUUCCCAAGAACAGCAGGAAAUGGCCAAACCCCAGGGACUAGUGAAAUUUGAGGAUGUGGCUGUGGAUUUCACUCAGGAGGAGUGGCAGUACCUGAACCCUCUGCAGAGGACCUUAUACCGAGAUGUGAUGCUAGAGACCUACAGCAACCUGGUCUCCGUGGGGCAACAGGUUUGUAAACCAGACCUCAUCCUCAAGUUGGAGGUGGAAGAGCUAUGCCCAGCAGAAGACAGAAUUCCAAUUUGGAGCUUUCCAGAAGUCUGCCAAGUUGUUGAAAAGAUUGAGAGCCAGCAUCAGGAUGACCAAGAUCAAUGUCUCUUGAUGCAAGUUGGAUUCCCUGACAAGAAAAUAAUGACUACCAAGAAUGGCCAUGACUGUAAUGAAUUUGGAAAUACUCUUCAUCUGAGUACAAGUCUUGGUAUUCCAAUACAAAGACCUCAUAAACUUGAAACAUUUGGAAAUGAUAUGAUAGAUAAUGUAGACUUAUUUAGAAGUGCUGUGGAAAAGAAACAUGAUAAUGGGGGUGCAAAAUUAUUCUUCCAUACCGAGUUUGAGAAAUCAAAUCCUGUAGUGAAGCCCUAUGGAUAUAAAGAAUGCGGGAAAGUCCUCAGGCGAAAGAAAGGUCUUAGUCUUCAUCAGAGAAUUAAAAAUGGAGAGAAACCAUUUGAAUGUACUGCAUGUCGGAAAACCUUCAGCAAGAAGUCACACCUCAUUGUCCACUGGAGGACUCAUACAGGGGAGAAACCAUUUGCAUGCACCGAAUGUGGAAAAGCUUUUAGCCAAAAAUCUCAGCUAAUUAUACACCUCAGAACUCAUACAGGAGAGAGACCCUUUGAGUGUCCUGAGUGUGGGAAAGCCUUCAGAGAAAAGUCAACUGUCAUUAUACAUUACAGGACUCAUACAGGAGAGAAACCUUAUGAAUGCAAUGAAUGUGGAAAAGCCUUCACUCAGAAGUCAAACCUUAUCGUUCAUCAGAAAACCCACACAGGAGAGAAAACCUAUGAAUGCACUAAAUGUGGGGAAUCUUUCAUCCAGAAGCUUGAUCUGAUUAUACACCACAGCACUCACACAGGGAAAAAACCCCAUGAAUGCCAUGAAUGCAAGAAAACAUUCAGUGACAAGUCCACCCUCAUUACGCACCAGAGAACUCACACAGGAGAGAAGCCCCAUAAAUGUACUGAAUGUGGGAAGUCUUUCAAUGAGAAGUCGACCCUCAUUGUACAUCAGAGGACACAUACAGGAGAGAAGCCCUAUGAAUGUGACGUGUGUGGAAAAACCUUUACCCAAAAGUCAAAUCUGGGUGUGCAUCAGAGAACUCACUCUGGAGAGAAACCCUUUGAGUGUAAUGAAUGUGAGAAAGCCUUCUCCCAGAAGUCCUAUCUCAUGCUACAUCAGAGAGGUCACACAGGGGAAAAGCCCUAUGAAUGCAAUGAAUGUGAAAAGGCAUUUUCCCAGAAGUCCUAUCUUAUUAUACACCAACGAACUCAUACAGAAGAAAAACCCUAUAAAUGUAAUGAGUGUGGCAAAGCCUUUCGAGAAAAGUCAAAGCUCAUUAUACAUCAAAGAAUUCAUACAGGAGAAAAACCCUAUGAAUGUCCUGUAUGUUGGAAAGCUUUUAGCCAGAAGUCCCAGCUCAUAAUCCAUCAGCGAACACACACAGGAGAGAAACCCUAUGCAUGCACAGAGUGCGGCAAAGCCUUCAGGGAAAAGUCAACAUUCACUGUCCAUCAAAGGACUCACACUGGAGAGAAGCCCUAUAAGUGUACAGAGUGUGGGAAAGCCUUUACCCAAAAAUCUAACCUUAUUGUACAUCAGAGAACCCAUACAGGAAAAAAGGCCCACGGAAGAGGCCAGACCCGGAAGUCAAAGCUCAUGGCACACUAAGGAGUAAAGUGAGUGUCUGUUAGGUACCCCAAAGGAAAGUUGUAUUAAUUUAAUAUUUUAAAUGUACUUCUGACUUCUGGUUUAAACACAGGGAGUAAAGAUGGCCUUUCUUCUUUUCGUCUCAGUUUUCACCCAAGAGCAACAGGAGAAAAAGAAGCAAAAGUGUGAGCUCCAUAUGUGAUAAAAUUAGGAGACAACUGCUACCAGAGGCCUCCAGAGGCAGAGAAAACCAAGACCCAGUGCAGGGCCACAGAUGAGAGGCAGCAUUGGUUAGGACUCUUAGCAGAGGGUCGUGAUACACUCCAAGGUACAGCACCACAGGCAGCUGUAACCAUGGUAACAGAGUUCAUGAGCAGGUAGGAGGCUUCCUAGACUAUUUGGCAUCUGAGGAGAAACAGGCAGGGGCCUCAACAAGGAGAUACUCAGACAAGCCUUAUUUACAGGAAGUAGCCUGUACUGAUAGGAGGAAUAGUUGUGGGCACCUUGGAGAAAAGAAGGGACUUUUCCUUGUGAAGAACCCAUAGUAUCUUCUGUUUAGUGACUUGGGAAAAGUAAAGUGAAAGAACUAACAAAUGUGUGUGUGUGGAGCUCAUUUGUUAGAAAAAUUAAUCUUCCUAGAAUAUAUUCCUGGUAUCUUCCCAACAUGAACCUCCAGAGAAUAGCAAGUCCAGGAAAAACUUUUCAUUCAAAGAGAAUAUUUCACAGAAAAUCAAAACCACAAAUGUUUUCCAAGACAUCAACUCAACUUCAAGAUUGUCAAAAUGAUGAACACACAGAGGUGUUUGUUGAUGCACUGUUUGUGAAAAUAUUGGAAGCUGUCCAAAUGAAAUCCCCAGAUUCUGCUUCCUGAAAUUGUGAUGUAUUUGUACAACAGAUUCCUAAGUAGAAAAAAAAAUGAUAAAGAAACUUGGAUAUCAUUUAUGUACCGAUGUGGAGUAACCUCCAAAUUAUUAGGGAAGAAAAGCAAGGUGCAGCAUAGUAUGUCACGAUGUGUAUAUAAAGAGGGAAAAUGGUAAGUACAUAAUUGUAUAUACACAAACCAUUUCUGAAAAGAGAUACAAGAUGCUGAUAACCUUGAUUCCCUUGGGGAAGGGGCAGUGGGUGCUGAGGGCAGGGAACUGGGAGGGAGAUAGCUGUGUAUCCUUUCAUAGUUUUAGAAAAUUGUAUUAUGUGGAUGUACUGCCUUUUCAAUGAACAAAUAAAAUUUUAAAAAGCAUAA